Molecule: messenger RNA, 3441 nt
Organism: Dryobates pubescens (Downy woodpecker)
Lineage: Eukaryota; Metazoa; Chordata; Aves; Piciformes; Picidae
Gene: CILK1
Product: ciliogenesis associated kinase 1
Exons: 15
Coding region: 473-2341 (622 amino acids)
Biological process (GO): intracellular signal transduction; cilium assembly; intraciliary transport
Cellular component (GO): cytoplasm; nucleus; cilium
Molecular function (GO): ATP binding; protein serine/threonine kinase activity
Source: RefSeq, a predicted model, not a curated record
GGAGCGGCCGGGGAGGGGGCGCGGCGGGUCGCGCCAUGGGCUCGGUGACCGGCGGCGCCCUGAGCGAGGCCCGCGGCCGCCUUGGGCCGCAGCUCGUCCAAGGCAGUGCGGGCUGAGCGAGGGGGCCGCGGUGGCAGCCGCCGGGGGCUGCGGAGCCCCAGUGUCGCCAUUAGGGGCCUCUCGCACCUCUUUCGCAGCCCGGGCCUUGGCCGGAGGAGGGAAAACCUGUACGCGCGUUGGCCGUUUUCGCUUUCAAGUUCUCGACACUGCAGCCCUUUAAACGGGAGCAUAUACUUAUUUAAAGCAUGCAUCGCAAAACAACCAAAGUCUUGAAAACAUGAUUCCUGCAACUGUUGACACUGUCCUGAGUGCUCUAUAUUUAUGCUGCCACAGAAAGAACUGGUUACACUCGGAGAAGAAACACAGGAAACACUAAGGACUGAAAUGCACUUGCAGCUAAAGUAUCCUCAUCAUGAAUAGGUACACAACUAUCAGACAGCUUGGUGAUGGGACCUAUGGCUCUGUCCUCCUAGGGAGAAGCAUUGAAUCUGGAGAGUUAAUAGCCAUUAAAAAAAUGAAGAGAAAGUUUUAUUCCUGGGAAGAAUGCAUGAAUCUUCGAGAGGUUAAGUCUUUGAAGAAAUUAAACCAUGCCAAUGUAGUAAAGUUGAAAGAAGUUAUCAGGGAAAAUGAUCAUCUGUAUUUUGUGUUUGAGUACAUGAAGGAAAAUCUUUAUCAGCUAAUGAAAGAAAGAAACAAACUGUUUCCUGAGUCUACAGUUAGGAAUAUUAUGUAUCAGAUCCUGCAAGGGCUUGCGUUUAUCCAUAAGCAUGGGUUCUUUCACAGAGACUUGAAACCUGAAAAUCUCCUUUGCAUGGGACCAGAACUUGUGAAAAUAGCAGACUUUGGCUUAGCCCGAGAAAUCCGAUCUAGACCACCUUACACUGAUUAUGUAUCCACAAGAUGGUACAGGGCUCCUGAAGUUCUUCUGAGAUCCACCAGCUAUAGUUCCCCAAUAGAUAUUUGGGCUGUUGGCUGUAUUAUGGCAGAAGUUUACACACUAAGGCCUCUCUUCCCAGGCGCCAGUGAAAUUGAUACUAUAUUCAAAAUUUGCCAAGUUUUGGGGACACCAAAGAAGAACGACUGGCCUGAAGGCUACCAACUUUCAGCCUCCAUGAAUUUUCACUGGCCUCAAUGUGUACCUAACAACCUAAAAACCCUCAUACCUAAUGCUAGCAGUGAAGCGGUGCAGCUCAUGAGGGACAUGCUGCAGUGGGACCCCAAAAAGCGGCCGACAGCUAGUCAGGCACUUCGGUAUCCAUACUUCCAGGUCGGGCAUGCCCUGGGCAUUCAGGAACUGGGGAAACAAAAGGAACUGCAUAAUAAAUCGUCUUCGCAUAUUAAGCCUGUCCCUCCAGCCCAACCUCCUCCAAAACCUCACGCUCGCAUUUCAUCAAGGCCUUUUCAACAAAGCCAGCCCUCUCAGCACUUGGUGUACCUGCACAAGACAGACAACUCGGGGGUCGAGCACAGUAACUACCUACAGGAGGACAAGUCUAAACAGGUUCUUUUGCCAGCAAUUCACAAUAAGAUUCCUCAGCAGAAAACGUCUGCUGGGACUGAGAAUAUAAAUGGUGAACUUAAACCAAAGACUAGGCGAAGAUGGGGACAUCUUGCUAGAACAGCAAAGAAUUCUGAAGACUGGAAUGAUGUGGAUGACCUUGAUUUUAACUCUUCUGUCACAAGGGUGGACUUGAAAAACAAGAAGAGGCAGAGUGAUGAAACUCUUUGUAGAUUUGAAAGCAUUUUGGACCUGAGGCCUUUGGAUGCCAUAGGCUCUGGCAACAGUGCACCUUCCCACGCACCCUUUCCACGGCAGGACACUCCCACACUGCGAGUUUCUGCAGCAAAGCAGCACUACUUGAGGCAUUCCAGAUACCUACCUGGACUAAGCACAAGGAACAGCACGGUCCCUGCUUCAAACAAAGAGUCUGUUCCCUCUAACUCCUGGCCCAGUUCUGGUUUGCCUGGGAAAGCUUCCGGUUUGGAAGGAGAUAUUAACAGGAUGAAUUCAGGGCCCAUAGGAUCAAGCAAUCUAACUGGUGGUUAUAUCCCUUCAUUUCUGAAGAAGGAAGUAGGCUCUGCUGGGCAGAGGGUUCAGUUAGCACCAGUUGUGGAUCCAUCUUCUAAUUAUGCUUCUCUGAAGUCAGUAAGACCUCAUCUUGGACAGCCAUCUUUCAGUUCACCUACAAAAAGCACACCAAGGUUAAUGUCUUUCCCACCACCAGCUCAGCCAGUCCAUGGGCGUGUUGACUGGUCCGCAAAGUACGGUGCUCACCGGUGACACGUGGAAGCACUCUCCGAACCAGUGUGGUUUCCCCAGGAAGUGGUGGCUAACUAAGGAGACAAUUUGAUACUAUUUUAUAUACCUGUACAUUUAAAAGAGGGAGAUCUUCUAUGAAUGAGAGAUUUUGAGGGGGGGUUGUACUUUUAUUUGUAUUAAUUUGAAUGCAGUCUUGUACCUUUUUGUAUAAAGUGGUUUUGUUAUAUAAUUUGGUCCAGUUAUUUUCAUAGAUCUGAUACCUUUUGUAUAUAUGGCUUAGGGAGUUCGGCAUUUUUAUAUCAGAAAUUUUUAUAAUGAGCCUUUUUAAAAAUCUAACUUUUUGUUUAUCAGAUUCAACUUUUUUAUAAAAGUGAAUAAUAAAAAAAAGGCAAAAUGGUGCAAUAUUGCAAUGGAAGUGCUAAGGAAGGGGCAUUCAUUAGAGAUUUUCUGAUGGUUAUGUGCUAAAUGAGGCUGUGUAAUAUCGGCGAUGCCGCAUCUUCAUGCCGUGCUUUGGUUGUCCUGUACUCAUUUGCUUUGUACUGACAUCAAAGGAAUGAGUGACUAACAGCCUAAACUCUACUUUGCAGUCAUUGAGAGCCUGCUGGAAGUCAGUGACAGGCUUUUUUUCAUUAUUUAUUUUUGCCUUUAAAAGGUUUUUGUUGGACCAUUAUCCAGCUUUUCAGCUUCGUUCUUUUGCUUUCACCAAAUUUGGGGAAUCUUCUUGUUUAGUGCAGGGUAAAUACCCUUCCAUACAUCUGUUCUCUGACAUUGCUUUUUUGUCCUGCUUCAAAGUUGUUUCUUGGCGUUGUUUGUUAUGACAAAGAGUGAGGACCUACCUCUGUUAAAUUCUUUUAAAUGUUCUAAAGAGAAUCAGAUUCUAUUUCUUAUUUUGUUGUUGUGAAUAUAGAUCUGAAGAAAUACUUAAGAUGGUAUUAACAAUUAUAAAGCUGGUUUCACAGUAACAAAAUACUGAUACACCAACAGCAGAGUUGGAAGGAGACAGUAUCUAUGAAGUUGACUUACUUUUCACAACUGUUUUAAAUCACUUCUGGAAAAAAAACAAUGCAGAGGAAAUGAGUCAGUUUAAGACUGCCUUUAUUCUUCUUCACUUCAAUAGAUCU